This is a messenger RNA of Staurois parvus, 341 nucleotides long. The record is from the annotation of a GenBank genome assembly. Lineage: Eukaryota; Metazoa; Chordata; Amphibia; Anura; Ranidae.
UCAUCGGGUCCCGGCCGGAGAUUCUCCACCGCUACCCGGCGAUUUCUGAGGAACAUUGACAGGGGAGAGGUCUGUAUCAUGCUACUUUGUAUUGCUCUGCAUAGCAGAGUAAUACAAAGCAGCAUGCUUACACAGUAAAACAGCACAUAAUGUGAAACACACACAGCACACAGUCAACCCUUUGAUCACCCCAGAUGUUAACCCCUUCCUGCCCAGUGGCAUUAGUACAGUGUCAGUGCUUUUUAUUAGCACUGACCAUUGUAUUAGAGUCAUUAGAGAUGUCAGUGACAGUUAGUCAGUUCCCACCCAGUGUCAGAAUGCCCGCUGCAGUCCUGCUAUAA